GUCUCCAGAUCAACUGAUCGGACCGCUCCGCCGUUGUCUUGACACGUAUCCACCUCAGCACCUUCGCAGCCUCAUGAAACUUGCGCUCGACUAAUCAGCUCUUUCGUCGUCGUCUUACUUCUACUCUCGGGGACCUUUUUUGUCUUUCCUAUUACUCAAACACUUCAACUUCACCUUUCUGUCUUCCUUAUUCUUUGAUCUUCCACCGACGCGCCUUCUCUUCUGAUCUCGUCCGUCAUCGAUGGAGUUCACCAAGCCCAUGCUGCAGACCCGCAGGUCACACAAUGGGCAGCCUGCCCAGCCAUCGAUACAACAACUCUCUCCUCAACAGCAGCAGCAAUAUUACCAGCUCCAGCUCCAGCAACAGCAGCAGCCACAUUCACCGCAGCAGCAACAGCAACAGCAACAUUACAGUCAGUCACACGGACAACACCUCGAGCCUGAUCUGGCCCUUCCUCAGCACCAGAUGUAUCUCCCACAAGGACCCGAUCCAAAUCUGCAAGGUGACAGCCCCACCAGCAGGGCGCGCGAUUACCGCAACACAUACUCACCAAGACACAACAUGAGUCCUACAAUGCAUCGAUUCACCCCACCAGCAUAUCCUGCCAUGGCCACCUCGCCUUACUCGCAGAGCCCUUACACUCCUGCAGCACCUGCAGCUGAUUCGAUGGGUCGCACACAGUACGGGGCCAGAACACCUGUUCAGUACUCUCCGAACAAUCAAUACUAUUCACAUUUAAAUAUGUCACCGCUCCAUCCACAGCAACAGCCACAGGCACAGCAGCAGCAAAGUCCCUACCAUCUUGGAGUGCUUCCUGAAACGACUGCCGCUCCAUCUCGGCAAACACUGGUCAACCAAUUCCAGGCCUUGUCUGUGGACUCAACUGGACGGCGAGCAUCGACAGCAGUGCUGAUGCAACAACCAACCAACCAAAAUCCUCAACUACAGCAACAAUUCUACACCACCCCUGCCCCUACAUUUAGAAAACUCCGGUCUAGAGCAGAUUUGCAGCCGAAGAAGAACAUCCAGCCGCAGUAUAGGAGGGCAAAUCCAGAAGGCGGGUUUAUGAGUCCCCUGCAAGCUCUGACAGUACACAUCCCAUCAACAUACCGCAUAUGCAAUCCGAAUUUCAAGUACGAGUCCUCGCGAAAUCCGAGGCGAGUGCUCACGAAACCGAGCAAGGCAAGCAAAAACAACGGCUAUGACAACGACGAUAGCGACUAUAUCUUAUAUGUGAAUGAUAUCUUGGGCGGCGGAAAGGAUCAGCAAAAGUACUUGAUUCUCGAUAUUUUAGGACAGGGAACGUUUGGCCAGGUUGUCAAAUGUCAAAAUCUGAAGACGCAGGAGGUUGUUGCGGUGAAAGUCAUCAAGAACAAGCCUGCUUAUUUCAACCAGAGUAUGAUGGAGGUUUCGAUUCUAGAACAUUUGAAUACCUCCGUCGACAAAAAUGAUGAGCACCAUCUCCUGCGACUGCGAGACAAGUUUAUACAUCGCGAACAUCUAUGCCUGGUCUUUGAGCUUCUCUCGAGCAAUCUAUACGAUCUGAUCAAGCAGAACCAGUUCAGAGGACUGAGUACUAACUUGGUCCGCGUGUUUGCGCAGCAGUUGCUAGAUGCAAUGUGUGUGCUCAAAGAGGCCAAAUUGAUCCACUGCGAUCUCAAGCCAGAGAAUAUCUUGCUUAAAAAUUUGGAGAGUCCGAUUAUAAAAGUCAUAGAUUUUGGUUCUGCAUGCCACGAGCGACAAACGGUGUAUACAUACAUUCAAUCACGGUUCUAUCGAUCACCAGAGGUCAUCCUAGGAUUACCAUACUCUUCAUCGAUUGACAUGUGGUCACUUGGUUGCAUCGUGGCCGAACUAUUUCUGGGAUUGCCACUAUUCCCAGGAAGUUCAGAGUACAAUCAACUAUCGAGGAUAAUCGAGAUGUUUGGAAUGCCGCCGACAUGGAUGAUUGAGAUGGGCAAGCAGUCGCCUGAAUUUUUCGAAAAAGUGACUGAUGAGUACGGUCGGAAAUCAUAUCGCUUGAAGAGCAUGGAGAAAUAUUCGCGCGAGCACCGGACGAACGAGCAGCCGAGCAAGCGGUAUUUCGCGGCGACCAAAUUCCCGGAUAUCGUGAACUCGUACCCGAUGCCGAAGCGGAAUAUGAAGCCGGCCGAGAUCGAGCGGGAGAUGCAGAAUCGGGUUGCGUUUAUUGAUUUCGUGCAGCGAUUGCUGAACAUGAACCCCGUCGAGCGAUGGACGCCGCAGCAGGCCAAGCAGCAUCAUUUCGUCGCGCCUCAGAAGGCUAUGCCAGCGGCAUCGAACCAGGGCGCUACUAGUAGCUCUAUGAUGCAGCAGCAAAGCUCGAACGAUAGUUACAAGAGCGGCGGCAAGCCCGCUGAGAACUAUAGCUACCAGCAGCCUGCCGAUCUGGGAUCUGCUGUGGUUCCUCCGGCAGGGAGCAGAUUACAAGGCGAAUCAUCAUACCACGCGCCAGCGCAAAACCCGCAGUAUGGAACUACUUCUUCGAACCCAUACCUACCCCCGCAGUCAGCGUACUCGACCGCGAACAACGGCACAGGCGCAGUCCCUAUGGCGCAGACAACCAGCGCGCGCUCGAAUCGUCCCCGCGCGGUCACGAUCGGGCACAUGGAUCCGAUCCCGCCCAAGCUGCAGCGAGUAGGCAACCUGAUCGACCCGUCGAACGCGAUCCGCGCGCAGCCGAGUCCCGCGUACUUCCCGCCGCCAGAGCUAGAGAUGGGCAAUAGCGGAAGCGCGAGCGGCAGCGACGAGCUCGACGCUGCGGGGAAUGGUGGGAAUGCAAAGAGCAAGCGGCGCGGGAACGGGCAGCAUGGCGACGUGAUUAGAAAUCUGGAAGACGGGCUGUCGGUCAGUUAUUGGGCUUGAGUGUCUUGCAGCUGUUUCUUUUUUAUAAUGGCUUACGAUUCAAUUUUUGUGUUUUUGUUUUAUGAAUCCUGUAUACAUAUCUAACGCCUUUUUCUCCUUUGGGUUUUUUGUUUUCUUGUUUUCUAUUUCUGUAUUCCGCCCCGCGCUUCUUGUUUUAACGGACCUGAACCAUGACGAUGACCAUGACACCAUUUGUCGUUUGUUAGCAUUACCAGGAGUUUUUAUUGUCGUUAAGAUUGUGUGCAGAUGCUCUAGAAAAGGGUACAUAAAUAGAGAAGUCUGAGCUGUGGGAGAGAAGUAGUGUAGAAGUAGUUGUAAACUGGAGGCAGUCUAGAAUAUAUUACAUAAGCUCUGACUCACUAUUCUGGAUCCAGAUCUCCCGAAAUUGGGAACCAGGAGGAAAGGGUUUUGAGCCGAA
Messenger RNA from Myxozyma melibiosi, 3302 nucleotides. Its product is annotated as kinase-like domain-containing protein. Lineage: Eukaryota; Fungi; Ascomycota; Lipomycetes; Lipomycetales; Lipomycetaceae. The transcript is spliced from 6 exons. Gene Ontology annotation, biological process: peptidyl-serine phosphorylation; peptidyl-threonine phosphorylation. Gene Ontology annotation, molecular function: protein tyrosine kinase activity; protein serine/threonine kinase activity; ATP binding. Gene Ontology annotation, cellular component: nucleus; cytoplasm. The record is from RefSeq and is a predicted model, not a curated record. The coding region runs from base 242 to 2884 and encodes 880 amino acids.